AUGCGCGGCGAAAUCUGUCAUCUUCACCUGGGCCAAGCUGGUACCCAGUUGGGUAACUCUGCCUGGGAGCUUUACCUGCUUGAGCAUAACCUGCUGGUCGAUGGUCAUAUAAACCCCGAUUCUGUGGAAGAACUUGGCCAGGGCCACUCUUAUGAGACUUUUUUCACCGAGACCGGCAAUGGCAAAUACGUCCCGCGCUCCAUAUUUGUCGACCUUGACCCUUCGCCUAUUGACGAGAUACGCACUGGUACCUACCGCCAUCUGUUCCACCCUGAGCAGCUUAUAAGCGGACAGGAGGAUGCCGCCAAUAACUAUGCCAGGGGCCAUUACACCGUCGGUAAGUUGCUCAUGGAGCAGGUUGUCGAUCGGAUUCGUCGUGUGGCCGAUAAUUGCGCCUCUCUUCAAGGCUUUUUGAUUUUCCACUCCUUCGGCGGCGGAACGGGGUCUGGUUUCGGUGCACUCUUGCUCGAGCAUCUUUCUACCGAGUAUUGCAAGAAGACCAACCUGGAAUUUGCGGUUUACCCGUCCCCCCGCAUCGCAACUGCAGUGGUGGAACCCUACAAUGCCGUCCUCUCCACACAUGCCACUAUUGAGAACUCCGAUUGUACAUUUCUCCUUGACAACGAAGCUGUGUACGAUAUCUGUAAGCGCAACCUCGACAUCCCUCGCCCUGGAUAUGACCAUCUCAACCGUCUUGUCGCCCAGGUCGUUAGCUCUGUUACCUCCAGCUUGCGUUUCAAUGGCGCUUUAAAUGUCGACUUGAAUGAGUUUCAGACAAAUCUUGUGCCGUUUCCGAGAAUUCACUACCCCCUCAUUUCGUAUGCUCCUGUCAUAUCUAGCAGCAACAGCGGCCACGAGAGCUUCAAGGUCAAGGAUUUGACCUUCCAGUGCUUCGAAUCUAAAAACCAGAUGGUUGUUUGCGACCCUCAAAACAGCAAAUACAUGGCUGUUGCCCUUCUGUACCGGGGUGACGUCGUGCCUCACGACUGUACUCGAGCUAUGGCCGAAGUUAAGAACAAGGCCUCUUUCAACUUGGUUGAGUGGUGUCCAACCGGUUUUAAGCUAGGGAUUAACUACAAAAAGCCCAUAGACGUGCCCGAGAGCGAGCUUGCUUCCGUUGACCGCUCGGUUACGAUGCUCUCCAACUCCACCGCCAUCGCCGCGUCAUGGCACCGCCUUGACUACAAAUUCGACCUCAUGUAUUCCAAACGUGCUUUCGUUCACUGGUACUUGGGGGAGGGCAUGGAGGAAGGUGAGUUCUCUGAGGCUCGCGAGGACUUGGCUGCUCUGGAAAAGGACUAUGAGGAGAUCGGCAGUGACACUCUUGGCACGGAUGUGAGCCUUGAGUACUGA
Messenger RNA from Penicillium macrosclerotiorum, 1353 nucleotides. RefSeq names its product tubulin alpha chain. Gene Ontology annotation, molecular function: structural constituent of cytoskeleton; GTP binding. NCBI's taxonomy places the organism in Eukaryota, Fungi, Ascomycota, Eurotiomycetes, Eurotiales, Aspergillaceae. The transcript is spliced from 7 exons. Bases 1 to 1353 code for a protein of 450 amino acids. Gene Ontology annotation, biological process: mitotic cell cycle; microtubule cytoskeleton organization. The record is from RefSeq and is a predicted model, not a curated record. Gene Ontology annotation, cellular component: cytoplasm; microtubule.